This is a messenger RNA of Varroa destructor (honeybee mite), 4678 nucleotides long. Its product is annotated as importin subunit alpha-3-like. Gene Ontology annotation, cellular component: cytoplasm. The record is from RefSeq and is a predicted model, not a curated record. Gene Ontology annotation, biological process: protein import into nucleus. Gene Ontology annotation, molecular function: nuclear import signal receptor activity; protein binding. Lineage: Eukaryota; Metazoa; Arthropoda; Arachnida; Mesostigmata; Varroidae.
CUAACUACCAGCAGCUUUGGUAUCGGUGGCCAAUCGACAGCAAGACGAGAGAUUCUGGUAUCUGUGAUUGUUUGUGGUCUUGUUGCCGAUGUUUGAUGGUAUGCUGUGGGUUAUCUCUAUCCACCCAGGGUCGUAUAGUGUCGAUUUUUCUAAUUGUGCAAGUGGUGCUGAUGUCGAUCGGCCACAACAGCACUUUGUGUAGUGAUUUCCGACACUGAAAGCCGUGUAGUUACCGGUCUGUUUGUAGCUCUGUUGAUUAAUCAACGGACUAUCGACAACUACUGAGAAGUUGUCAUCAACAGACAAAUGUUCAGACAAGUUCCUCGUGUCGGACAUACAGCUGCACGUACAACUACGGUUCGCUAGUAAGUCAGACUCCUGCUAAGGCAGCCGCAACAGCGGUACGGGAAAUAUCGUAUUACCACUUUACAGCCUCGAUUAUUAGCAGUAUAAAUGCAAAGUUCGUUAAUCGGUGGCGAGAAAAAGCUGUCUGUUUGUCGUGCGUCUGGCCGUCUGUCCGUGUGUAUAUAACAGCCUCACUGGUGGAUUGUCGUCUACGCUCGCAGCAGAAGCAGCGAACAACAAACGCAACAGCAGUUUGACUUAAACCUGAAUCUCCCCUCGUUCGUUUGGCGUUGGAACGUUACGCGAUUGAUAUCUUGUUGCCGCCCGUGGCAUAGGCAACUAGAGCCCGAGGCAGCGAGGACCUCUUCACGCUCGCCGGUAGGCACUUCUUGGCUAAUUUUAAGCUAUUUGCUUGACGGGACGUCGAUUAGCUAGCCGUGUUGAGCUUUGCUGUGUCGUGCCGUGCUAUACCGUGUUGAACUCUACUGAAAUCCAGAAAAAUUAGAUCGUUCACUAUCGGCGUUGCAAGACUGUGACUAUUUUAAUUGGCACGGGAUUUGAGAAAGCUGUUCCCGCUAGCGGUAGCAGGGAUCGUUAGCGAUCUCCGCGCUUUCUAACCUCCGAACGCUAACCGGCGAUAUCAUUAUUCGCAACUGAAACCAGCUGGUUUUGUGUUAACUGAAAUCGCGAUUUAACAUUAACUCAAGGUAAUAUUAAGCCACGAUUUCGGAUUGAUAAGGGCAAGUGUGCUUUGUUGAGGAUGGAGUGAAUCUAAAGUGGGUGCAGGCUACUGAGCACAAAUCCAUCACUUCUCAAGUCCGAUACGCAGCUUUCAAGAUAAUUAGAACCACAUUUAUCUGCUUGUAGUCAUUUGCUUCAUCUAGAGUGGAAUAACAAUCAAAGAUUAUGCAUCGGGACAUUUCGUGUGGAAACAAGCGUCUUUACUGCAUUAAAAUAGUGCGCCUUAUCAAAGUAGUAACCCCACCAGUGUGUACUACCAAGUUUGGCAGUUUUCGUAUUGUUCAUCGUACUCGCAUCAGAAGUGAGGAGCGUUCCCAACAAAUCAAAAUGUCGUCGCAGAAAAACGACGAUGCCAACAAGUCGGGCCGUCUGGGGGUCUACAAAAACAGAGGCAAGGACACAGAGGAAAUGCGCCGCCGGCGCAACGAAGUGACGGUUGAACUGCGUAAAAAUAAGCGCGAGGAAUCUCUUUUGAAACGUCGGAACGUUCCGGAAAUGGUGCCAGGGGCCAGUGACGAAGAUGACACAGACGAAGUUGGUGCCCUCGGUACCGAAGGCGUGGAUGCCGCUAAACGUUUGGAGGCUAUUGUCACUGAUGCGCGGUCCACCGAUCCAAACAUUCAGUUAGCUGCAGUUCAGGCGGCGAGAAAACUUUUGUCGUCCGAUAGAAAUCCGCCCAUCGACGAGCUGAUCCGUACAGGAGUCCUUCCUAUACUUGUUCACUGUCUAGGCCAGAACGAGCAGCCAACCCUGCAAUUUGAGGCUGCGUGGGCCCUAACCAACAUAGCUUCCGGAACUUCGGAACAGACUCGAGCCGUGGUCGAAGUCGGCGCUGUACCGUUGUUUCUCGAUCUUCUCAAUAGCCCACACGGCAACGUUUGCGAGCAAGCGGUAUGGGCACUAGGGAACAUCAUCGGAGAUGGGCCCCAGUUACGUGAUUACUGCAUCACGUUAGGCGUUGUACAGCCAUUGCUGCGGUUUAUCAAUGCGGAAACGUCGUUGUCGUUCCUGCGUAACGUUACCUGGGUAUUGGUCAACCUCUGCCGAAACAAGGAGCCACCACCGCCAGUGCCAACGGUGCUCGAGCUGUUGCCAGCAAUUGCAAUGUUAAUUCAUCAUUCAGAUACGAACAUCCUUGUCGACACGGUAUGGGCUAUCUCGUAUCUGACAGAUGCUGGCAAUGAUGUCAUACAGAUGGUCAUCGACCAUGGCCUCGUUCAAAACCUUGUUCCGCACCUUGCUCACAAAGAGGUCAAAGUUCAGACAGCAGCACUCCGCGCCAUUGGCAAUAUUGCUACGGGAACUGACGAACAAACGCAGGUCCUACUCAAUGCUGGUGCCCUUAACUAUUUCCAUGAUCUACUCAAACACCCGAAAGAGAAGAUUAACAAAGAGGCUGUCUGGUUUCUGUCGAAUAUCACCGCCGGUAAUCAACACCAGGUCCAGGCCGUACUUGACAUGGGUCUGCUGCCACUUAUCCUGCAUCAUUUGUCGGCUGGUGAUUUUCUAACGCAGAAAGAGGCCGCAUGGGCUGUGUCUAAUCUGACCAUUUCUGGCUCACGAGAACAAGUCGAAUCUCUGAUCGAGCACGGGGUCGUAGCGCCCCUGUGUAAUCUGCUAGUUGUUAGUGACCCACAAGUUUUGCAAGUUGUCCUUGACGCCCUAACCAAUCUACUUCGGCUGAGCCGGCAGCCAAACGGUGCGGAACCGAAUUAUUCCGCAGUUGUUUUCCAGAUCGAAGAGUGCGGCGGUCUCGACAAGAUCGAAGAGCUACAGAACUCGGACAAUGAAGAGAUCUACAAAUUGGCAUACGACAUUAUCGACCAGUACUUCUCAGAUGAAGCAGACGAGGAUCAGAACCUGAUGCCCGAGGUUGGACAGGAGGGCUAUCAGUUUGAGCCGAAUACGAAUAUGCCUCAGCAAGGUUUCCAGUUUUAGCUAGGUACAACCCGCAGCUGUCACGGUCAUCGCGCCAGUUCCUGACACGCGACUAUUAACAUGGGCGACUUCGGUCGUAACCAAUUAUUCAUUCCUCAUUUAGGCUUUAGGCAGGGAAUACUGGGCUGUCAUAGCUGACGACUGGAAGCGGAUACGAUUCGCAAGAAGCUGGUUAUCGUAAAUCUUGUAUAGAUAAAUGUGCAGCCUCCUUGAAUCUGGUAACAGACCGAUAAUUAAUCCCCGCGGCAAUUAACUGACAUAUAAAUAACAACCACCAGACAGAGUAAUCAUUUUCCCCUCCAGAAUUGUGACCUAAAAAUACAUUGUACGGUAAUAAAUGAAGCAAUAAAAUAGUGUGGACCUGUGAUCGCUAAUUAGACACUAGAUUGUAACGAUGAAUAUAAACCAAUACAAUGCGAGUACAAAAAUCGGUGUCUGUGAAGAAAAAUUGGAAGAUUUAGGUGAAGACGCAAUGGGAAUCGCUCAGCUCUAGAAGCCUUAGCUUAGCUGCACAUGAUUUGAGAUAUGGUUUUCUCGUUUUUGCACGAUUGUAUACAUAAAAAAAAACAGUAAAGACAAAUCUUGCCGCGACUGUGAUGGUGCGUACGCCCCACAUCUUUCGUUAGUAUUAGCAGCGGCCGUUCGGCGACGGAGACUGCGUGGUGAUUACAGUUCUUGAAUUUGCUUUCGUGAAACACUAAUCACUGCUCAACACUGCCUAAAGCAGAAAUUCGAAUUUAGCUAGGACUUGGAUCAAGAAAGCUAUGAACAAAGCUGUCAAGCGAUCCACGAUACCGACCUGGAUGAAUACUAAGACGCUGUUGCGGUGUGGCAAUAUGCCACUUUUGGCCGUGAAAAGCACGCCAUACGUCUGUCCAUUCAUUGCAGUUAACUCAGCAUCUAGCCUUGUGUUGUGCCUUUCCGUGGGGGCAUUUUGCUGUGCUUAAUUUCGCGAAUGAUUUGUUAACGAGAGGUGCGAAGCGCGUACCCAGUGCUAAUAGGUUACUUUUAUUUAGUCAGACCUCUGUUCACAUAUGCGGACACAAUGAAAACAAAGCUGGCACGUACGACCAUCUUUGUGAAUCUCUUGUGUCAAAACAUAUUGCGAAUAAAUAAUUUUGUUGGAUAGAUAUGGGCUUGUGCGCAAAAUCCGUUACGUCCCUGCCACUUUGUAAAACUAACUUAAUUGUCCAUUUUUUUUUUUGAAGAACUUGACUGAUUGUGCAUUGUUAGUUGGCUAGAAACAGAACACAAGUAGUAUCAAUGUGUUGUGGCACUAAACUCCCGCUCUGCCCCCUCCCCCUCCCCAUCCCCACUCCGAAAAUACCAACAGUUUACUGCAAGCCGUGGGGUUGAAAGUUUAUCCUGACAAAAAAUUCACGAAAACGUUGGUAUUCCUUGAGGAAGCGUCCUUAUAAGUUGUUUAUGGUGAAAUAAACGAGAACAAGUUGUUUUUCAAUGUUUUCUUAUAAAUCGUCUCUCAUGAAAACCCUCUUUAGUGAUGGAACGAAAUGUGUUUUCUCUUUCUCCCUCUAACCGUGUGCUCUGUCUUAGAACUUUUGAUAAUAACAUUAAAAUGAAAAUAAUGUAUCACGCCUCCACAAAAACAAAUGCAAAAAAAAUGCAACGUAAACAACGAACGUAAUGGCGUUAU